Molecule: messenger RNA, 6013 nt
Organism: Sinocyclocheilus anshuiensis
Lineage: Eukaryota; Metazoa; Chordata; Actinopteri; Cypriniformes; Cyprinidae
Gene: caskin2b
Product: CASK interacting protein 2
Exons: 24
Coding region: 694-4545 (1283 amino acids)
Molecular function (GO): protein binding
Source: RefSeq, a predicted model, not a curated record
ACUCACUGCUGGAGCUCUCAAAACACGCGCAUGCAAAUCGCAGCCGACGCUCAGUUUGGAGUUUAUCGACACGGACUGCCGAGAAAAUAGCGUAUGAAAGACUCGAGCGCGAGUAGCAGCUCUCACACUUACAGCGAAGUGUGUUUAUCGACUAAGAGUUGACUAAAGGUGACUUUGAGCUCGUUGUUGUUGUUGUUGAAGUAGUGUCUGGACUGGAGAGAGUGAUCCAGCGACUGAUCCUGGACUCGCUGUUAUGGCAGCAACCCACAUCGAAAAUGAACACUUUACACUAAAUUAAUGGUUUUGGUCUGCUUGUGCCACUCCGGUCUUCUCAGCUUUCUAAACCACAGCAUCAGCAGGGGCCUCUGCAUUCCCAGAAACUGAGCUCCACGCGACCAAAACCGACUUUGUUACCCUGAAAAGGCUCUGGAAACUUAAGAACGAAAAACCGGAAGGCAAUUUAUAAGGUGAAAUAGAUUUUCCAUUUCUCCGGCCUUCCGUGUCCAUAACCAAACGGAGAGCUGGAUGCUUGUGGUUCCUUCAGACGUCUGGCUGUCACCUCCCCCGACUGUAGCAUUACCGAAAGAGAGGAUUCUGGGAUAGGUUCAUGCCGUGGUUGCGCCGCUGUAUGGAGGUGUAAGGGAGGAGCAGGACUCGUGUGGGACGCUGGUGGAGUACUGGCUGGUGGAGAUCAUGGGAAAAGAGCAGGAUCUUCUGCAAGCGGUCAAGAAUGGAGAUCUAGCUACUACGCAGAAACUGCUGGCCAAGGUCAAAGCCAGCAAAAGCAAGUUACUGGGCUCCACAAAGAGGCUGAACAUCAACUAUCAGGAUCCAGACGGGUUUUCAGCGUUGCAUCAUGCUGCUCUCACUGGCACUACAGAGUUGCUCUCUCUGCUGUUGGAUGCUCAGGCUGUUGUGGACAUCAAGGAUAGCAAUGGCAUGCGGCCGCUGCAUUACGCAGCAUGGCAGGGUAAAGCUGACUCAGUGCUCAUGCUGCUGAGAUCAGGGGCCGCCGUUAACAAUGCGUCUCAUGACGGGCAGAUUCCACUGCACCUGGCUGCUCAGUACGGACACUAUGAAGUGUCUGAGAUGUUGUUGCAGCACCAGUCGAACCCGUGCAUUCUAAAUAAGGCUAAGAAGACUCCUCUGGAUCUGGCCUGUGAGUUCGGCCGAGUGAAGGUGGCUCAGCUGUUGUUGAGCAGUAAUAUGGUUGCGUCUCUGUUAGAGGGAGAUCGGAAGGACGGGUCAGACUCAAACUGUAACACUCCUCUGCACCUCGCCGCUCGCAACGGACACAAGGACGUCAUUCGGCUUCUUCUAAAAGCAGGUAUUGACAUCAACAGAACCACUAAAGCUGGCACAGCCCUCCAUGAGGCCGCUCUCUAUGGGAAGACAGAGGUAGUGCGGCAACUCCUGGAUAAUGGGAUUGAUGUCAAUAUCCGUAACACUUACAAUCAAACAGCCCUAGACAUUGUCAACCAAUUCACCGCAUGUCACGCCAGCAAAGACAUCAAGCAGCUCUUACGAGAAGCUACAGGAGUUCUUCAGGUCAGAGCUCUGAAAGACUUCUGGAACCUUCACGACCCCACGGCCCUCACCAUACGCGCCGGUGAUGUCGUCACGGUGAUAGAGCAGCACGUGGACGGACGCUGGAAGGGCCACAUUCAUGACACCCAGAGGGGAACAGACCGAAUUGGCUACUUCCCCCCCUCCAUAGUCGAGGUCAUCAGCCGACGCUCAGGGGGCACCCUGUCACGACACGCCUCUCUGCCCACCCAUAGGCAGCAGCUGCUCUCCAGGUCCGCCCUCAGUCCCAGCUUGAGUCUGAGCGGGGGCGGGACCCCUCAAACUGCCGACUCCUACACUCUGUACACCGCUAACCCACACUUGGUCCUCCCACACGCCAAUGGUCUGAGCACCAACCCAGGUGGGCCUCCCAGCAGUCUGUCCCAGCACAUGACCCCCAGCAUGGAGGACGUGUGGGUUUUGCGGAACUCCUGCGCUGCUGGGGACAGGAACAGUGUGGGCAGCACUGGCAGUGUGGGCAGCACCCGCAGUGCAGGCAGUGGCCAGAGCACAGAAAGCAACAGCGCCCCCAAUGGACCACAGCAACACACCACCAGCCCUGACACCAGCAAGGCAACGCCCUCUGUUGUGGAUUUACUACAGCCAGAUCAUAACAAACUUCCAGACACAUCCACAGGAGUUCCUCGCAAACCUGUGCUGCCCACACAGAGGCCAGGAGAGCAGGGUUUCUCUCAACAGUUUGUGCAUCCUCAACAGCUGCUGGAGGGCAAGGAUGCUGAGGCCAUCUAUCAGUGGCUUAGUGAGUUUCAGUUGGAGCAGUACACUGCUAAUUUCCUCAACGCUGGCUAUGAUGUACCUACCAUCAGCAGAAUGACCCCAGAGGAUCUCACGGCUAUUGGUGUGACUAAACCAGGACACCGUAAGAAGAUUUCUCUUGAGAUCGGCAACCUCAGCAUUCCAGAAUGGCUCCCAGAGUACAUACCGCAGGAUCUUGGGGAGUGGCUGAGCGCCAUAGGUCUGCCACAGUAUAAUAAGAAACUCUCAGAGAAUGGCUAUGACUCGAUAAACAUUGUCCGAGAUCUCACAUGGGAAGACUUGCAGGAGAUUGGCAUCACCAAACUAGGUGAGUUUAAAAGAAACACUGAAUUAAAGUACACUGUGGUGGUUGUAGUUAUAGGGUUAACAAAACCAAAGAAAACAUCCUUGUUAGCGCACCUGCUUCCCAUGUCAGAAACGCCGGCUCAAAUCCCACAUGGAGCAGACAUGGUGCGGUAUGCUUUGUCGGACGGUGAACCAGAUGAAGAUGAUGAUGAUGAAGCAGCUCAGCUGGCCAGUAUGGCCAUGCCUUCGUAUGCCACACUGAGCCGCAAGCCUACCCGUGGCCAGCUGGCACGUCUUCAGUCCGCCCCCGAGCAGUCCGCCAGCCGAAGCCACUCUUUCGCCAUCAGGGCUCGGCGUAAAGGGCCUCCUCCUCCACCACCUAAACGCCUUAGCUCCGUCAGCAGCAGCAGCACUAGUGUUGAAACUGUCUCUGACACUCCAGCAUCACCUUCUGGAGGAGUUGAGAAUGGCAGACCUGGGACCGUGAAGAGCAUCGCAGCUGCAUUAGAAACAGUCCUACCUGCGCCUAUGGUGGAGCUCCUUCAGGAAACCCCUACAGCUGUUUCCAGUACCAACGAAGGGUCCAGGCGUAGUAGACCUCUGAGUCAGACCGAAUCCACCCCAGUGUUCGCCAAAGCAGAUACCGAUAGAGCGGUAAAGUCCGAGUCGGAAGAGGAGGAUGGGACGAAGGAUUCAGGCCUGGAGAGCUCAUCCUCACCUCAGAACAGCUCCAGUGAGUGCAUCCCCUUUGCGGAGGAAGGCAACCUCACUAUCAAACAGAGGCCCAAAGUUGGCGGGCCUCUCAAGGCAGAGACCACUUCUGAGUCACCAGAGAAGGCCAAACCGGCCAAAACCCCUGAAGUUCCAGAGUUUAACCUUAAAGAGUCAGACACAGUAAAGAGACGGCAGAAGCCAAAAGAGAAAGAGCAGUCAAACACAGUGUCUGACAGCAGCCCAGAUGGCACAUCAGUUUUAGAGACUCAGGACACGGUGAAACUCCGCAUCAGUGAAACAGAUAUGAGUCUGCCAUGUGUGGAGCUUCCAGCCAAACCAGUGAAAGCACCUCCACCUCUUGCUCCCAAACCUCCCAGUCCCCUGAAUUCAACACGGCACGCCUCUAAACCAGAUCCUGCUCCUGUAACAGGGAUUUUUUCCCCUCGGAUACCCCCAAGUCAAAAUUACUUAAGUACUUUCAACCUCACUAUCAAACAGAGGCCCAAAGUUGGCGGGCCUCUCAAGGCAGAGACCACUUCUGAGUCACCAGAGAAGGCCAAACCGGCCAAAACCCCUGAAGUUCCAGAGUUUAACCUUAAAGAGUCAGACACAGUAAAGAGACGGCAGAAGCCAAAAGAGAAAGAGCAGUCAAACACAGUGUCUGACAGCAGCCCAGAUGGCACAUCAGUUUUAGAGACUCAGGACACGGUGAAACUCCGCAUCAGUGAAACAGAUAUGAGUCUGCCAUGUGUGGAGCUUCCAGCCAAACCAGUGAAAGCACCUCCACCUCUUGCUCCCAAACCUCCCAGUCCCCUGAAUUCAACACGGCACGCCUCUAAACCAGAUCCUGCUCCUGUAACAGCUGUCGGCUCCAGCGUGACACUGAGUGUUGUACAGAGUGUUGCCUUUGCAGCACCUCAGUCUCCAGUCCCAUACUCCCCCUCGCCAGAGAACACGGGUGUGAUAUCAGGAAGCCUCCAGGCUCUGAUGGACGGGGCUCAAGGGUCAACACUGAAGCAUCAGAGGCUGGAGAAGACCAGCUCAUCCCUGGAGGAAGCACUGAAGGCUGUGGAGAGAAAACUAACUCUGGAGAACAACAACGUGGGUGUUUCUCACGUAGUCAAGUCUGCAGGGAACAUUCUGGAUGACAUCGGGAACAUGUUUGAUGACCUGGCCGAUCAGCUAGAUGCUAUGCUGGAUUAAAGAUUCUCAUGGAUGGAGCGGUUUAUUUUUUGAUGACCCAAAAACAGGAGGGUAGAGAUCUACGUAUAGCAGCAUGGUUUCUUCUGCCUUAUAAUUCAGAUGGAAAACAGAGAUGAACUCUUGAACACAAAAGUGGGAACCUCCAUUGAUCUUUAUUUACAUGGACCACACAGACAUUUAUGGACCACAGUCUUCUGACUAAUGGCAGUCUAGAUGUCAUCUGUAUUUGUUUGUUUGUUUGUUUAUUCUUAUUCCAGCGUCUAAUCAACCAGCAUAUAUAUUUGUUUUCCUGUAAUUGUAUUUCGGGGAUGAUUUGUGGACUUGACCAAGCGUGACCCCAAUUAACUUUACAUGAUGGACCCAGAUAGAAGAAAUGCACUUAGGAGAAUCAUUCCUAAAGCAAUAUACAUUUCAAAACACUACACUGAUUCAAAACAUUUCUAGAAAGAUUAAUGGGAUAGUUCACCCAAAAAGUGACAAUUCUGUCAACCUUUGCUCGCUCUUAUGCUAAAGCGAGACAUUUUGAGUAUACUUUUCAUACAGCAAUAAGUUAUAGCGACCAGCUGUUAAAACAAAUAAUACAUAACAGAAUUUUCUUUUUUUUUGAGUGAACGGUUCCUUUAACAUAACUACUUUUCAAAGCAUUUUGAAAGUAGUAGUUUUUGACUUAUUCAUUUCAGCAGGUAAACAGCCUUCGGGAGGUUUGGUGCUUGUACCAUAUUUUGUCUUAAUGACAUUGCAGAUUUGCAGGUUAAAAUACAUGACUGACUUUUUUUGUAUGAAAGUGUGGUUUUAAAGGGAACAUGUUAAAAUGAAAACAGUAACACUGCCUUAUGUGACUAGAGCAGCACCGAUGUACAGAAAGCGAUUCAGGUUUAAGUUACCACAAAAUAUUUUUGAAGUCUUUAAACUUUUAUUAGUCCAAAUAGUAUUUAAACUUUAUCAAAAUAUGUAUAUUGUACACUAAAGGUAUAUUUGAUUGGGAAGCAAACCUGUUUGUUGUACCAAAGUAUAUGUAUAUUUUUAUUCAAAUGUUGGAUAAUGUUAACGCUAACAGACUCGCAGCUAAACUAAUGAAAUUUAACCCAGUGGCAUUUCCCCUUUGCAUAUAAUUUGAUAUGAUGUAUCUGAUGUGGAAUAUAUCCACACUGUUCUUGUGUGCCAUACGUUUAAAUAGAUGUUUCUUUCAGGUUCUGUCUCCCAGUGAACUGAAAUGUAAUCAAUGGCAUUUGUUUAACUAAGGCCAUUUUAACAUUUAACAAUUUUAGAACUGCAAUUAAGGCCCAGUCACACCAAGGACUAUAACUGUAACUAUAAAGUUUUAAUAAUAACUUUAAUCGCCCUCUGCAGUGCGCACUGAUAGUAAACAGAACGUUAUAACCCACUAGUGUGGAUGUCAGUAUAGUCAUUAUAGUUCCCUUUCAUGGGAACUUCGAACUGCGUCCUCUAGGGGUCGCUAUGGGAAACC